CGCGAAGUUCAGAACAUUUGAGAGAUAUUAAAGCGAUGAGGGAUUCUGAUGAUAGUGAAGCGAGUUCAGAUACCUUCAUUCUCAGUGAAGAGAGCAGCGAAAACAAUUGUGAGAGUGAAGGCGAUUCACAGAGCGAGCGAAAACAAUUGUGAGAGUGAAGGCAAUUCACAGAGCGAGGUGAUUGGGGUAUAUGAUUUAAUUGUGCAUCAUAGUGGGGUGUUAGGAGAAUGUUCGUAUUACGAGGGAAAACAGUUUCUGGUAGGGGAUAUAAAUGGCAGGAGAUUGACAAUGAAUACCCUAGAUAGGUUGCUGGCCAGAAAUGGAAUUAAGGGGUUAUGUAGGUACCACUGGAGGGAACAUAAAAAGCCAUUUUUUGGGGGUCUGAACAUUCUACAGUUUAAUAAGGAUGUUGCAAGAAUGUCAAGGGCUGGGAGUCUUUACGGUUCAGUUCACUUAUACAUCGAGUACAUAACAAAAGAAGAAAUAUUGAAGAUAGUUAAUGAUCCGAAAAGUGCUCCCAAACCUCCUCCCAAACCUAGGCUUGUUUUACAGGAACUUGAGGAUGACACAUCAAUACCUUCUCACACAAUGGGGGCCAGAGGAAGUUCUGUGGGAAGUGUGUUAGCUAUAUGUUGUGUGGAGCAGGAACAGAGGUCUGAAAACGUUAUUGAGGGGAUAAAUGAAAGGGUAGAGGAGAUGGUUGAGGAUGUAUCUGCAGUUCCUCUUUCCACUGAUGGAGUUGUCAAUGAUGUUGAGAACACAGUUGUGAAUGAUGUUGAGAACACUGCUUCCAAUGAAGCACACAAUGAAAGGGUUGACUGUGGAGAUUAUUUUGUUCAGAUCCUGAAUUCUGAUCAAUCUGAUGUGCCUUCUUCAUCAAAUGGGGGUGUAAAUGAGAAAUGGGGCUUUGAUUCUUUAAAUGGGUGGAGAAAUGCAAACUUAGAUGUCAAUUUCCAGGAUAUGGCCAACAUGAGGUUAAAUGAGAAUUGGGACUUUGUUGUAGAUAAUAUGGGGAAUGAUGCUGAGGAAGUGGAUACCCCUGAUGGGACUGAAAAAGACACCUCUGAGAGAGUUGAAGCUGCAGAUGAAGUUCUGGUUGAGGAUGAUGAUGAGGAAGUGGAUACCCCUGAUGGGACUGAGAAAGACACCUCUGGCAGAGUUAUUCCUGAAGCUGCAGAUGAAGUUCCGGUUGAGGAUGAUGAUGAUGAUCUAUAUGAUGCCGACUAUUCUGUAGAGGUAGGGGAUGAGGACUUCUGUGCAAAUAAGAAGGGGAAAAACAGAGGGCAAGAAGGAAACAACCAUAAGAAGUUGAGGGAGGAAAUGACAGGGAAAAUGUGCAGGCUGGAUCAAAAUCUCAAGCGCCUACAUCUGGAGCAGGUGACACUGUGAAGUUAAGCAGGAAGGGAACUGUCAAAAUGAAGUGCACUGUAUGUGGGCAAAUUGGGCAUAACAAAAGGUCACAUGCGCAGAAAGAUACAAUAGCUUCAACACAGCAGGAGAAGGGGCAGACGCAAAGUUCAAGAAAAAACUGGGAAGAAAAAGAGGAAAGCACCUACCCCAAAUGGACCAAGGAAGAGAAACUCAGCUGCCACUUCUGUUGGCAAUGAAGAUUUAGGAAGCUAGUUUUGUUAACUGUGCCUUUUUCUUGUUUGUGAAUCAUGAAGUAUGUUAUGGGCGUUGACCAUUUUUUUGUACAUUAAUGGCAUUCUGAAGUAAACUCAUGGCUGGUGU
This is a messenger RNA of Cuscuta campestris, 1731 nucleotides long. Lineage: Eukaryota; Viridiplantae; Streptophyta; Magnoliopsida; Solanales; Convolvulaceae. The record is from the annotation of a GenBank genome assembly.